Messenger RNA from Xylona heveae TC161, 1224 nucleotides. Its product is annotated as N2227-domain-containing protein. The coding region runs from base 1 to 1224 and encodes 407 amino acids. Lineage: Eukaryota; Fungi; Ascomycota; Xylonomycetes; Xylonales; Xylonaceae. The transcript is spliced from 2 exons. Gene Ontology annotation, molecular function: S-adenosylmethionine-dependent methyltransferase activity. The record is from RefSeq and is a predicted model, not a curated record.
AUGACUGCUCUCUACGAAUUUCAGAAGCCAUCAUGGGUAAUUCUGAUGUGUGAGAAGUAUCGAAGAGCAGCUCAUUUCAAUGUUACCCAUCGACGGCGACAGAACUUUUAUGCUCUACCAUCCAAACAAUGGGAGAUCCUUGCCGCUCCGCCCUUUUUGUUUCUGGACACACUCUUACGUGUAGACGAUGCAAUCGAUGCCAAUGCUGAUAUUGCUGACGCCAUUUUACGGGCUGGGUUAGAAGCCUUCGGUCUAGAGGAAACACCGCAAGACAAAUCCAUGGACUGGCGGGGAUUUGCUACUCCUUCUGAUCUAGAUAAAGCGCAAACAACUAUUCGCCAGCUUUAUAGAGAUUGGAGCAUUGAAGGGGCUGCCGAGCGACAGGCAUGUUACAGGCCCGUUCUAGAUAUUCUCCUAGAAGAGUUCUCGACAUGUCCAGAUAAGGGCUCAGUUAAGGUCCUCGUGCCUGGCGCUGGUCUUGGCCGCCUCGUGUUCGAAAUCAACGCUGCAGGGUUCUGCACAGAGGGAAAUGAAAUUUCGUACCAUCAGUUGAUAGCCAGCAGCUUCAUUCUCAACCAUACCCGAUGUGCCGAACAAUUAGCUCUUUACCCGUGGGCUUUGAGCUUCUCUAACCAUAGUUCACGGGAGCAUCAACUGCAAAAAGUCAUGGUCCCAGACGUCCAUCCCGCUGCCGCUCUCGCAGAAGCCUCUCAAGGAGCGAUGACGCAUGCGUUCGAGCGGCUCAGUAUGUCUGCUGCAGAUUUCACAAUGCUCUAUGGGGAUGCCGCACAUAACGCUGCCUACGAUGCGGUAGCAACUGUAUUCUUUAUCGAUACAGCACCGAAUUUAUUCGAUUAUAUCGAAACCAUAAAGAAUUGCCUACGAGAAGGGGGAAUUUGGAUAAAUCUAGGCCCAUUACUUUGGCACUUUGAAGACUCGGAUAUUGGUGCCAAACGAAAUUUGAGCAAAACAGCCGAUACAAGCGCUACGGAAGAAGGGAUACAAAUCUCAUCUGGCCACAAACGCCAAAAUUCAGCGGGAUUUGCUCACACCGGAAGCGUCGAGCUGACUGAUAACGAAGUCAUUCUCCUUCUCGAGCGAAGUGGUUUCAAGCUUGAAAAACAUAUAAAGCAACCUUUUGCUACCGGCUACAUACAAAAUCCCCGGAGCAUGCUUCAAAAUAUAUACGAGAUCUCAACCUGGGUAGCUCGAAGGAUAAAAUAA